AUGGCGCCCACAAACGCAUCCAAAAAUGUGCCUCCAACGCAAAUUCAAUUGGCUGAUUUCAUCCAAUCAAUCAGGGAAUUUCUAUGGCCGAGCCACAGACCAUACUCUAAUAAUCCUUUUCUUCUCGAGAUCCCAAACAAAAAAGCCAACUUUCCCCUUCGCUCGAGACGACGAAGAUCGGGAUUUCAACGUACUGCUGAAGGUGUACGUUGA
Molecule: messenger RNA, 213 nt
Organism: Plasmopara halstedii
Lineage: Eukaryota; Oomycota; Peronosporomycetes; Peronosporales; Peronosporaceae
Exons: 2
Coding region: 1-213 (70 amino acids)
Source: RefSeq, a predicted model, not a curated record